AUGGUUCUGCGUCGUUACUUAAAAUACUUAUUACCUAUAGCAACUAUUAUUUGUCUUAAUUUUAUUGUUAUUAUUUAUGUAACAGAAUUCUUAAAUUUGACUUCAUUAUUCUCAAUAUCAGAUAAUACAACUUCUACAAAUCCUACUCAUCUUCUAUUGAUAACUCCAAGAAAUAGUUGUCGUCAAUUCACUGUGUCUGAUAAUCGUCCAUUUUUCGAACGUGAAUAUCCUCAGUUAAAUUUACCUCGACGACUAUCAAAUUUGUCAUAUGCAAAUAAUCUUCAUCAACUUCAUUCUCUUCGAUUAAUGGUUAUAGCUUGUGCACGUAAUAUUGAAUCUUAUAUUGAUAAAUAUCGGAGUCAUAUUGAACCAAUUCUUGAUCUUUUUCAUCCAUCAUCUCGUAUUCUUAUUUUGGAAAGUGAUUCAAAUGAUAAAACAGUAGAAAAACUUUAUCAAUUGUCUCGUGCACAAGUUUAUGCAUAUGCAAAGAUGUCAGGAAUCUAUCCAGAUCGUACUAAUCGUCUUGCUUUUUGUCGUAAUGUCCUACUUGAUAAAGCACAUGAUUUAAAAGCUGAUUAUAUUUUUGUUACUGAUCCAGAUAUAUUUGCAGUUAAAAUCUCUUCUUUUCUUUCAAAUUUUCAAUAUAAUAUAAAUGAUUGGUCAGUAAUGACAACAUCAACGAAUGGUUUAUAUUAUGAUAUUUGGGCGUUACGUACAUUAUCUGAUUCAGUUAUGAAUUAUGAUGUAUGGCAUCGAAUAUGCGAAUUAAUAAAUCCUGAAAAUAAUUAUUGUUAUCAAUCAGCUACUAACCUAAUUAUUGGUAUUCAUCAAAAACAUAUUCCAAUCGAAUAUGGUUUAAUUGAAGUACGAUCAGCUUUUGGUGGUGCUGGAUUAUAUAGAGCAAAAUCAACAUAUAAAUGUAAAUAUAAUGGUGAAAAUUCUACCUGCGAACAUGUACCAUUUCAUUUAUGUGUACGAGAGAAGAAUCAAGCAAGAAUAUUUAUUAAUUCUCAAUUUCAGAUUGAUUAA
Molecule: messenger RNA, 1029 nt
Organism: Adineta steineri
Lineage: Eukaryota; Metazoa; Rotifera; Eurotatoria; Adinetida; Adinetidae
Source: the annotation of a GenBank genome assembly